Messenger RNA from Paramecium tetraurelia, 729 nucleotides. RefSeq lists its product as uncharacterized. The record is from RefSeq and is a predicted model, not a curated record. NCBI's taxonomy places the organism in Eukaryota, Ciliophora, Oligohymenophorea, Peniculida, Parameciidae. The transcript has 3 exons.
AUGAAAAACUAUGAAUAAUAAUCUAUACUUGUUGAUAAGGAAUUUUGUGACUAAAACAUUUUUACAUACUAUUAAAGAUCCAAUUAAAUUCACCCUUAAAUACGACUUUUUGCCUUAUAAUAAAACAAUAUUUAAAGAAAACUUAAUGGUAAUGCUAAUCUCUCUUCAAUUCAACAUAGUAUGAAUAUCAUAUCUAUUUUUAUGAGCCCAAAAGCUAUUAAUCAGCAAGUUUGCCCAAAUAAAGUUUUACCAAUAGAGAAGACCUUCAAAGAAAAUAAAUUAAACUCUAGAGUUACUCAACUGAAACCCCCUAUCAAAGGCCUAAAAUUAGAACUUUCAAAGGAAUUUCAGCCAAGAAUAAAUUAAUCUAACUCUCUCAAAAGAAAAAUCUGUAAAUCCACUCUCGUAUUCGAAACACCAGUGUAUGAAGAUUGCAAUAAACACUACACUGACUAAAAGCCAGAAACCUUUCGUUACAAGGACUUAGAACUAAAUUCAUAUAUUGAAGAAUAUUCAUUGCUCAAAAAAUAAACAAUAGCUUCUGUGAAGCUACAUAAUGGUGUGUAGCAUCAAAGUCGGAAUGAGAAUAGCUAAACUAGUAGAUUAUCGAUAUAGUUGUAUUCACAUUCAUUUAAACCAAUAAUUAAAACUAAAUCAAUAUCAUAAAAUUAGUAAAUUUAACAAAAGAAUUUCAACAUAAGUGGAUGGAGUGAUCAUUCAAAUAAGUGA